AUGGAACAGAUAUCGGAGGUACCCUUGGAAGAGACCGACCCGAUGGAUAACGGUACUGUUCAACAGAGUAAUUCCUCCUGGAAUGAUAGUAACAGUACUGUUAGCAAUACUGGUACCAGUAAUGGAACAACAGCAGGAUAUCCCUUUCAAUUCACAAAUCCAUGGGAUAAUGAGAAGAUUCCGCCACCUUUGCAACAACAGCAACAACAACAACAACAACAACAACAACAACAACAACAACAGCAACAGAUGCAAAUGCAAAUGCAAUCUACAGCUGACAUGCAGCGACGUAAGUCUAGUCUUGUGAUUCCACCAGCCAGAGCUCCUGGUCCUAAUCCUUUCCACUAUGAUGCAUUAUUAAUGAAUCCUAAUGUUCCUAUGCCUGAAAUGUAUCCACAACAACAGGUACAAAGACCAAAUGUUCUAUUUCAACAGCAGGAGGCAAAUCACAUUCAACAGAUUGUUCAAGCACAACAGGCACAACAAAAACAGAUUAGUACACGACUAUUGCCAUCAUUAUAUAAUUCACAAGACUAUCAUCGUAGACAAAGUGUUGCUGCUGCACACUAUAAUCCAAACAAUUAUUACCAACAACCAACUCAGAACACAUCCCUCAGUGCUAGCAAUAGUAGUACCAACUUACCCAUGAUAUCACCUUACCGUAGACUUAGUGCAUUCCCAACGGCAGCAAAUCAUUCAGCAUUUACUCAGCAAAAACCGAUUCCACCACCACCUCAACAACAAUACGUCAUACCUCAAAUGCAUGUGGUGAACAAUAAAAGAGAUUUAAAGCCACAGAUUAAUAAAGUUCCUAAAUAUAGAAGGGCAUCAUUAAAUUCUAAGACAAUAUCACCUUUAAUUGGACUCACAAAGAAUCUUAUUACCACUUAUCAAUUAUGUUCUUCAGAAUUUGUAUACCAGACUUCAAAGAAUCCUAAACGUGUCCUCACAAAACCUAGUGAAGGAAAAUAUAAUAAUGGUUAUGAUAAUGUGAAUAGUGACUAUAUCCUUUACGUAAAUGAUGUUCUUGGGAUAGAACAAAACAGAAAAUACUUAGUGUUAGAUAUUUUAGGCCAAGGGACGUUCGGUCAAGUGGUAAAAUGUCAAAAUUUGAUGACAAAAGAAAUUAUUGCUGUCAAAGUUAUAAAAUCGAAAUCAGAAUAUUUGAAUCAGAGUCUUACUGAGGUUAAGAUUCUAGAAUUAAUAAAUGAAAAAAUAGACCCGCAUGAUAAACAUCAUUACCUAAGAAUGUACGAUUCAUUUAUCCAUAAAAAUCAUCUAUGCCUUGUUUUUGAACUGUUGAGCAACAAUUUAUACGAACUUUUGAAACAAAAUCAAUAUCAUGGUCUAUCUAUGCAAUUGAUUAAAAUAUUUACACGUCAAAUGUUAGAUUCACUUUGUGUUUUAAAAGACAAUAAGUUAAUUCAUUGUGAUUUAAAACCAGAAAAUAUUCUUUUAUGUUCUCCAGAUAAACCUGACAUCAAAGUUAUUGACUUUGGGUCUUCCUGUGACGAGACUAAGACAGUAUACACCUAUAUCCAGUCACGGUUUUAUCGUGCACCUGAAGUGAUUCUCGGGAUACCGUAUUCUACGAGUAUUGAUAUGUGGUCAUUUGGCUGUAUUGUAGCUGAAUUAUUUCUAGGUAUCCCUAUAUUCCCAGGUGCAUCUGAAUACAAUCAAAUUAGUAGAAUCAUAAAUGCGUUAGAUUAUCCUCCAAAUUGGAUGUUAGAGAUGGGUAAAAACACUUCCAAGUUCAUGAUUAAGAGAGAAACUAAUCAGAAUGAUCUAACAGGUGACAUUAACAAUACUGUACCUUCUGAGACAAAAUUCGAACUAAAGACCUUAGAAGAGUUUAAUGCAGAAUAUCCAAAGGCCAAUGAACAGCCAAGUAAACAAUAUUUCAAAUGGUCCAAACUUGGUGACGUUGUAAGAAAUUAUAAGAUCCCUAAGAGUAUUCAACAUUCACAAACAUUAAUUGAUCAAGAGAUGGCAAAUCGCGAAUGCCUUUUACAUUUUCUGACAGGUAUCUUAAAUUUGAAUCCACUUGAGAGAUGGACUCCUCAACAAGCUUCUUUACAUCCUUUUGUUACGAACCAACCAUUUACAGGUGAAUGGUUCCCACCUGGGUUAUUGCAUAAAAGAACUGUGAGUAACAAUACUGAACCAAAAGCAUCUAACCGUCAUCUUUCCUUGCAUGAAGGUGCUGCUGCAAAACAACUUGAUAGUCUGACAUUAGAAGGGUAA
Maudiozyma saulgeensis is the source of this 2244-nucleotide messenger RNA. The record is from the annotation of a GenBank genome assembly. NCBI's taxonomy places the organism in Eukaryota, Fungi, Ascomycota, Saccharomycetes, Saccharomycetales, Saccharomycetaceae.